AUUCCUGUCACAAUUAUUUAUUAAACCUGCUAAACUCUGCUUAUUCUACCAAUGACAGAUGAAAUAUGCAAUAUUUAAGACUGUUCAUGUAUAUAGAAUUCUCUACAUCAAUACUUGAAUAUGUAGUAUUCAAACUUCAGCCUGGGACUAACAACAAGGGUCAUGCACGGUUCACUAGGCCAUGCUUAUUAUAGCAUCUAGCACCAGGCAGAAUGUUUCAUCAAGUCAAAGCCGUCACAUGACCAUCUUCUUUUAAGAUAUAAUUAAGUUACGAGUUAGACAACUAGACUAGCUUGAUAUGCCGAGCGGUACGAGUACGAGAGACGCCAUAGCAAACUGCCUGUUGACUUCCUUUUCCCUUCUCUUGUCGGGUCAACUGAAUGAUGGACAAUUCACAACAUGGUUCGGAGCCAGAGGCUCUGCCUGUGUACUCGAUAUCUCCACAUGACGGCCACAUCAAUAUCGACCUGGAAUCCAGGAUUGCCCAGACGCUCGCGAGGAUUAUCGAGCUCGAGACGGAAGACGAGCAUCACCCGCCGCCCGAGUACACCCCCCCAACACCAACUGUGACGGGGUGUCCCGUGAAGCUCAACAUCGUCAUCCAGAUUGUGGGCAGCCGCGGCGAUGUGCAGCCGUUCCUGGCGCUGGGCCAGGCCCUCCAACAACAUGGCCACCGGGUCCGCAUCGCCACGCAUGAGGUAUUCGCCGACUUUGUGCGCGGCGCUGCCGGCGGCGUCGAGUUCUUCCCGAUAGGGGGCAACCCGGCAGAGCUGAUGGCAUUCAUGGUGAAGAACCCGGGCCUGAUUCCGCAGCUGAAGACAGUCCGCGGGGGAGAGAUUGCGCGCAAAAAGGCGAUGGUGGCAGACAUGCUGGAGGGAUGCUGGCGGUCGUGCCUCGAUCCCGACCCGGUCACUGGCCGGCCCUUUGUGGCCGACGCCAUCAUCGCCAACCCGCCCUCGUUUGCCCAUGUCCACUGCGCGCAGGCCCUGGCCAUCCCCGUCCAUCUGAUGUUCACCAUGCCGUGGACGAGCACCCGCGACUUUGCCCAUCCGCUCGCCAACCUGCGCUCCGCCUCGUCCAUGAACCCGCGCACCGCCAACUGGGUUUCCUAUGGCUUGGUGGAAUGGCUGACCUGGCAGGGCUUGGGCGGCGUGAUUAACCGCUGGCGGGUUUCCAUCGAUCUCGACCCGAUUCCGACUAUCAAAGGCCCCAGCCUGGCGGAAGCCCUAAAAAUCCCUUUUACCUAUUGCUGGUCACCGGCUCUGGUGCCCAAACCGGCGGAUUGGCCGGCUUACAUUGAUGUCUGUGGCUUCUUCUUUAGGGACCCUCCUCGCUUCAACCCCCCCGAAGAUCUAGAAAAGUUCCUGCAGGCAGGCCCGCCACCGGUAUACAUCGGAUUUGGCAGCAUUGUCGUCGAGGACCCUCAGGCGCUGAUCCAAACCGUGCUGGACGCCGUGACGCAGUGCGGUGUGCGGGCUAUCGUCUCCAAGGGUUGGAGCAACAUCAUGGGCGACCAACAGGACCAUGUCUUCUAUCUUGGGGACUGUCCACACGAAUGGCUCUUCCAGCAUGUUUCCGCCGUAGUGCACCACGGAGGAGCCGGCACCACCGCCUGUGGCCUGUUCAACGGGCGUGCAACUACCAUCGUCCCUUUUUUUGGCGACCAACCAUUCUGGGGCAAGAUGGUCGCCCAGGCCGGGGCAGGCCCGGAACCGAUCCCAUAUGCCUGUUUAACAGCCGAGAAGCUCGCGGCGGCGAUUCAGUUCUGUCUGACGCCCGAGGCGACAGCGGCCGCGCAGGCUAUCGCUGCCACAAUGCGGGCUGAGUCGGGCGUGGCAGCCGCGGUGAGCUCGUUCCAUCGCAAUCUGCCGCUGGACCGAAUGCGGUGCAGUCUGAUGCCUAAUCAGCCGGCUGCGUGGAGAUAUACCCGCCGUAAAGAUCUGCUUCUCUCCAAGGCUGCUGUCAGCAUCUUGUUGAAACACGGCUGCAUCAAUGAGAGAUAUUUAGUCCUGCAUCGUGUCAAGCCAGUCGUGAUUGAAAACCGGCGUUGGGAUCCAUUAACAGGCAUGGCGGCAUCCCUGACAUCCACCGGGUCCAGCAUGCUGCAGUCGACUACUGACAUGCUGGUUAAUCCAUACCAUGCGUACCGGCGCCAGCUGCCAUCACUAAGCGCUGAACGGUCAUUUUCCAGCGUGGCACUCACGGCCGGCAGCAUGGCUGGUGCGAGCCUGCAGGGAUUCGGCAAGUUCACGGCAAGCUACUUCAAGGGUGUGAUUGUCGAUUUCCCCCAUGCCGCCGCUGAGGGCUUCCGCCAGGUGCCGCGCAUGUACGGCGAAACGCCGACGGACUAUGGGCCCAUUGAAGACUGGAAGUCGGGCAUGGUGAUGGGCGGGCGCAACUUCUUCGACGGCUUGACCGAUGGCGUCGGCGGCUUUUUCGUACAGCCGGUCCAGGGGGCCAAGAAAGAGGGUGCCUUGGGUGCGAUCAAGGGGGUGGCCAAGGGUACUCUGGGGCUGAUCACUAAAGUACCUUCUGCUGGCAUUGGAUUGGUAGCGUAUCCGUUUGAGGGCAUCGCGAAGAGCAUCGAAGGAGCGUUCAAAUCCAAGACACCCAAGGCGAUUGUGCGUGCCCGACUGCACGAUGGAUAUGCCCAGUUGCAAGCAAUGGGCUUAUCUGAAGAGGAAGAAGAUCGAGUUCUCCAGGCGUUUGAUACAAUUCUUUAGAUGGGGAGCAUUAUACCAAUUCUAACUUGCUCAUGUUCUAGAAACAGUACUUAUAUACCCUAUUCUCAUUGAGAAUGCUAUAACUAGCAGCUAUCAACAGAUAUAAUAUUUAUCCUUGGAUGAGGUGGUA
Messenger RNA from Penicilliopsis zonata CBS 506.65, 2853 nucleotides. RefSeq lists its product as hypothetical. Gene Ontology annotation, molecular function: hexosyltransferase activity; UDP-glycosyltransferase activity. The record is from RefSeq and is a predicted model, not a curated record. The transcript is spliced from 6 exons. Bases 384 to 2723 code for a protein of 779 amino acids. Lineage: Eukaryota; Fungi; Ascomycota; Eurotiomycetes; Eurotiales; Aspergillaceae. Gene Ontology annotation, biological process: carbohydrate metabolic process.